Giardia duodenalis is the source of this 990-nucleotide messenger RNA. RefSeq names its product Ubiquitin-like protein. The coding region runs from base 1 to 990 and encodes 329 amino acids. Gene Ontology annotation, molecular function: protein binding. NCBI's taxonomy places the organism in Eukaryota, Fornicata, Diplomonadida, Hexamitidae. The record is from RefSeq and is a predicted model, not a curated record. The transcript has a single exon.
AUGUCUGAUUGCAUCAGGAUCGCGGUUAGGUCCACAGUGAAGGAAUUCGAGCCAAGGACAUUCGAGUUUUUUCCAGAUAGCACCGUCGGCGAUCUGCGGAAGAAGGUUGCUGAGGCCAUCUCCGCAGAGGCGCCCACCAUCCGUCUCAUUCUCAACGCAUCUAUCUUGAAUGAUGACGGUAUUCUACUGUCGAAGGUUCCAAAUAUCACUCAGGAUACCGUAGUAUUCACUCAGGCUAAACCUCGCGGAAGGAUCCUUGAAGCGCCUCCCAGCAGUUCUGCCGCAGGGGUCGCGCAGGCCCGGCAAAUUGAAUCGGCUGCUUCGCGAGAUCCUCAUGCUGAGGUGCAAGACUCCUCGUCCGGAUCCAAUUCAGAUGCCUUAGAACUAGACCCAGUUAGCAACAACUCGGACCUCGUCGCACAGCUAGUAGAGACCUUUUCCUGUAGGCCACGGCUGGCGCAGAUAUCGCUCGAGCUGGCUAAUAACAACAUGGAUCUGGCAGCUGCCAUCAUCGCCGAAGAUCCGACAGAAGAGGAUCUCGAGGACACCCUCCGGCACAUGGGCGCGGCCAGACACAGCCACAGACCACACAUGUACAGCACCGAGGAGCUAGAGCAGAUACUCCAGACACCGAACUUCUUGGAGAUGUUUACAACCCAGAUAUCCGACUGGAGCCCCAAUCUGGUGCUGAGAUUCAACGAGGAUCGCGACUUGCUCCUUGAGGUGCUCCACCUCUACCUGAACAUGAUCGAGGCAGGGAUGGCCGGGAGAGGGAUCCUUAUUCCAAGGGAAAGGGCGCCGCCGCAGCCUGCAGAGCAGCCCCCUCCGCUGACCGCGGACGACGAGGACAACAUCGCCACGAUCAUCGGGAUCUGUGGUGGCGACCUGAACUACAACCGGGUGAGGGAGGCAUAUGUCAGGCUCGGGCGCGACAUGAACGCGGUGGUUUCUGUGAUCAUGGACCAGCGAGAGUACUUUGAGAGGGAGUGA